GUCAAAGUCAAACUCACUGUAUUUAGUAUUGCAUAUAACCUAAAAAUAUUUAUUUGUUUUUAUUUAUUACGUUAACGGAAUGUUAUCUGUUAUAAAUAUUUGCAAAAAUGUCCAUAUAAAUACAUUAUUAAUGCAACAAAUAAGAUACAAAUCUAAAACACAUUGGGCUAAAUUAAAAAAGAAAACUAGUCCAAAAUACAAGGCUCAGAAUCACUUCGACGAGUUCUACGGGUCGGUGUUCGGCGGGAAAUGGCCUCCGAUGAAGGAGGCGAUGCUGCGGCGUUCUAAGUAUGUUGCUGUAAUCAACAACUAUGGGGAUUCUGAAGAAACUAUUGACUUCCUCACCGAGAGAGGUGCCCACUGUCUCAAAGCCCUUAUGUCAGUACAACAAGAGUUCCACAAGCAGUACCCACCCACAUCCACGCACACAGACACACAGACAACCACCCUCGAACAAUACACAGCCAAAGUGCAGUCUGACGACAUAUCCAGCAUAUACCCGCAAGACAACCUGCCCGAGAAGCUGGAGCUGAGUAAUAUGACGAUUAGAAGUAGUGAGGAAGAAAAGGAAGUAGAGAAACAGACCCUAAAAAACCUGACCCUAGAGGAAUCCUUGGCCAGCGCGCAAAUGGACAUGUCCCGCAUUAUCGACCCCUCAAUGGGGGUCACUUCCGAAGCCCUGUACCAGUACGUGCCGGCCACGCAGCUAAAGGGCAUGGAUGAGUGGGUGCCGGAGUCACUGCACUAUUCUUACUAUGCUAAAGAUAAAGACUUCCCGUUGGCAAUAGAGCCGGAAACAGAAUUCAGUUUCCCGGAGCACCUCAAAGUGUACACGUAUGAAAUGGGCAGCGAGUGGAACAUGUUUCCUGAACCAAAGAGAUGUAAAACUAGUGUAAUGAACUAUUAUCCAAUGGACUGUGGGAGCGUGCUAGCGGUGUUAGCAUUAUGCUUGUCCCCCGGCGACCGCGUGCUAGACCUGUGCUCCGCCCCGGGAGGCAAGGCGCUCGUGGCGCUCCAGACCUUGUUACCCGACGUCAUAGUGUGCAAUGACUCCUCCAUAUCACGGACCAACAGAAUCAGCCGCAUAUUCCGUGACUACCUGAUCGACUUCGAUACUAGCAACUCGUGGCGGGAGCGCGUCAUUAUAUCCACGCGCGACGGACGGGAAUACACUGACGACAUGGGUUUUGAUAAGGUGUUGGUGGACGCGCCUUGCACAACAGACAGACGGACGAUCAACCAAGACGCUAACCUGGUCUACCACCUGGCGCGCGUCAAAGACCGGCUCAGUUUACCAGACGUACAACCUUACUUGCUAACAAACGCCUUGAAGUUAGUCCGAGUGGGCGGAGCAGUAGUAUACUCCACGUGUUCGCUCAGCCCCGUGCAAAAUGAUGGAGUCGUCCACAUGGGGCUCAAGCACGCAUUUGAAACGCAUGGUGUAAUCGCCACUGUCAAAGAUCUGUCCGCGCCCUUUGCAAACCUGGCAGGCACGCUAUCACUAGCUGCUGGGUCCAUUGCGCCGCGCUACGGGCAGCUGGUCACACCCACGAACGAUGCCAACUUCGGGCCCUCCUACAUUGCCAGGCUAGUCCGUGUUAAGUAAUUUUAUUU
Molecule: messenger RNA, 1614 nt
Organism: Cydia strobilella
Lineage: Eukaryota; Metazoa; Arthropoda; Insecta; Lepidoptera; Tortricidae
Product: 5-methylcytosine rRNA methyltransferase nsun-4
Exons: 10
Coding region: 80-1606 (508 amino acids)
Biological process (GO): RNA methylation
Molecular function (GO): RNA methyltransferase activity
Source: RefSeq, a predicted model, not a curated record